CGUGAACCAGAAAUAAAAAGACAGCCUCGGUGACGUCACGUGAAGCCCCUCCCUCGCCGGACCGGACGCAGCUUGUCCGCCUCCUGUCUCCUUGUCUCCUGUCCGGGGAGAAGAUGCGGGCCGCGGGGCACCGGCUGGCCGCCGCGCUGGCUCUGUUUGCCGCAGCGUUGUGCGCGUGUCGCGCGGAGGUGAUCGAUGACGUGCUGAGCAGCCUCUCGCGGGGCGCGUCGUUCCUGGAGCGGCAGCACGCGCACAUCAACCUGGACGGGGUGGUCGGGUUCCUCAUGCUGCAGGCCGAGCUGAAGGAGGCCGUUCGGACGUGGCCGCACAGCGACCCGGUGAGCUGGGCCCAGAGAACCACGGCGGUCGCUCUGGUCAAACGUCUGGACCAGAGCUUCGACAAGGCCGUGGCCGCCCUGCAGCGGAACGACCCCAAGUACUACCGAGAGUUCGAGCCCCUGCUGUCAUGGAGCUUCUGGUUAGUUCCUCGGGAGUGGAGCUCCACGGACCGCAGCCUGCUGUACCGAUCCACCAUGAGCACCGAGUGCUACGACGAGCAGCUCAGCGACAAGUGUCUGACCCUGCUGCUGGGGACCUGGAAGAUGAACGGGACGCCCUGCAUCGUCACCAAACCCUGCCGGGACACCAUGACCCGCUUCGACUGCCCCCACUACUCCCUGUCCCACCAGCUGCUCUACUUCAUGAUCGGGAGGAUGAGAGGCUGCACCAACCUGCUGAAGGGCGACACCCGGCCCUCCCGAGCCAACAUGACUGAGCGCAGCUACCAGAAGAUCUUCUGCUCCAACAUGAUGAAGACCAACCAGGACAUCAUGAGGGAGGGUCUGACGGAGCAGACGGUGGACAUCUUCAUGGAGAACAUCCUCAUCUGCGGCCUGACGGGGUUCUCCGACUUCUACAAGGCCGACUGGCUGCAGCACAUCCUGGGAAUGCAGGACGCGGAGGUGGGCUGCUUCGGGAGGGACGAGAGCGUCGUCUCUCAGAUCAUCGGAGACGAGCUGCUGGAGCAGCUGCAGCCUCACAGGAGGGUGAAGAGGAGGGAGAAGAUCCUUGCAGACGGAUGCUCCAGUCACAUGACGGCGGUGGCCGUGGGUGCUCUGGGAGGAUACCUGAACUUCUACCUGUCAGAGCAGGACAUCACCAAGAGGCCGCUCUCCUGAACCCCCCCUCUCUUUUAUUCUGUCUUCGAUCACUAUACCACAUGUUGUCUAUCCUCAGGUGCUGAAUUUGACAGUUAUAGAGCGAAUUAUUCCCAAACAAGGACGGCAGGUUACUGAAUGUGAGGGUUCUGGUGCUGCUGGGGUCAAGACGGGUCUCCACUAUGUAACGUGACUAUCUAUCUACUAUCUAAUGAAACCAGGUAAACCAGCGCGUCCUCUUUAGCUUCAUGUCGAGGAUCACUUAGUCACUCAGUGACAUCGCCGGGUUUCACCUGAAUUUGAUGUAGAAAGUCAUUUCCAGUUCACAUCAGUCUCUUUAAAGUCUCAAUGAUCUGUAAAAUAAUUAAGCACUAAUUUGGUCAAACUAUAUAUGUAUAUGUACACAUACACACAUAUAUAAAUGACAGUGUUAUAAUUAUCUUUAGUGUUUAGUGUAGUUAGCGGUUCCUAAGGGAAACCUUACACAGGGUUUCUCUGGAAAAAAGCUUAAAAACAGAUAUUCACCAUUAAAAGUCUGAGUGGAUCAUUAUUCUAUUCAUCUAAAACAUCAUAUUAAGGCCUUUAUUUGCUUUAACUUGUGUCUGAGCCACAGUGCAGGAGGCAGCUGUACAAAGACCAAAGAGAAUAUAUGCAUGAACUCUGAAUGUCAUUACAAACAUCAUGUAUUCACAUUAGCAGAAUAAACAAAGCAGUAAAACUCUUAA
Molecule: messenger RNA, 1882 nt
Organism: Gasterosteus aculeatus aculeatus (three-spined stickleback)
Lineage: Eukaryota; Metazoa; Chordata; Actinopteri; Perciformes; Gasterosteidae
Gene: c11h16orf89
Product: chromosome 11 C16orf89 homolog
Cellular component (GO): cytosol; membrane
Source: RefSeq, a predicted model, not a curated record